Candidozyma duobushaemuli is the source of this 825-nucleotide messenger RNA. RefSeq lists its product as uncharacterized. The coding region runs from base 1 to 825 and encodes 274 amino acids. NCBI's taxonomy places the organism in Eukaryota, Fungi, Ascomycota, Pichiomycetes, Serinales, Metschnikowiaceae. The transcript has 3 exons. The record is from RefSeq and is a predicted model, not a curated record.
AUGACCGUCCUCAACCUCCCCGGUGCCUUCAGCAAAAGCGACUCCGAUUCGGAUAGUGACAACUCGUCUCUUUUCGACUCGGCUCCUUCCAGUCCCACGUCGUCCACAGCAUUGAAAGAAGAACACAAACUCAAAAAACCCCCAGCCACAAACACCAAGGAACAAUACGAAUAUUCGUACCAAAACACCAUCGAGGCCAACCGGUCCAGCGAGCCUGUCAGACUGGUCAGCUUGUUGAAGCCCCAGAAUCCACGUAAAAAAAUCGAACAACAGCGCAGAUACUCCCUCACGCUGGCAGACCUUCGACUUCCUCCUGGCAAACUCAAUGCACAAAAGGAGUCCACCCGGCUCGAGUCUCGUGAACGGACCCUUUCUGCCAGAAAGCCGUCUCUGGGCCUGGUGCCUCGAGCCGCCAAUUGGCAGAUGCCUCCACAUAUCCAUACCCAACGCCGGAUGCAUCUGAGUGCUCCUUCGAGAAGCAGCACCUUGAGAAAGUCCAAGGAAGAGCUAGAUCCUGCCAAUGUGCUCAAGCUCAAGAUCUCGUGUCGAGAGUCGCUAGAAGAGAUUGUGGCGCUCAAGCUCCGCAAGGACCGGCUCCGGAGCACCAGUGAGCUUGUGGAUGUGAUUUUGUUCAAGCUAGCAGGCAAGUUGCCGUGUUCGAAAGACGGGGUGAAAAUCGCCCUAGUGUUCCCGGACCUGACGCUUCCGGGCGUGACUCUCAAGAGCCCUGGUGGCCGGAGCAACAAUUGUGAGUGUGAAGAUUUCAUGAUGGGAUACAUCCAGGCGAAGAGCAAGAUCUACGUCAGGGUCUCGUCGGGAAAGUAA